This is a messenger RNA of Adineta steineri, 609 nucleotides long. The record is from the annotation of a GenBank genome assembly. NCBI's taxonomy places the organism in Eukaryota, Metazoa, Rotifera, Eurotatoria, Adinetida, Adinetidae.
AUGAAAUUAUUAGCUUUACUUAUUUUACAUAAAGACGAUGACAAUAAAGUAAAAAUACUUCAAGAUGAAUAUAAUUUGGACAGUUUUGGUUAUUUUCAACGUCGUGGUGUUCAAUCAUUACUUGCCUUUUCAGCAAAAACUAUUACUGAACGUACAGCUUUAAAUACAAGACAAUCCGUUGAAACUGAGGAAAAUGUGAAUGCUAUAGUUCAUGUUAAUGUUCGUCAUAAUGGUUUAGCAUCAAUUGCUAUUUCUGAUAGCGAAUAUACACAGAGAGUUGCACAUACUCUUCUUUCUAAAGUUAUGGACGAUUUUACUGAUACAUAUCGACCUGCUUUAUGGGCACAGAUGCCUGAAAAAACAGGUAAAAUGGCAUCGCUAGGUGAAACACUAAAGAAAUAUCAGAAUCCACGAGAAGCCGAUCCUUUAAUGCGUUUACAAAAAGAUCUUGAUGAUACAAAAGAUAUUCUUAGAACUGCAUUGGUUAAUGUUCUUGAACGUGGCGAAAAAAUUGAUGAUUUAGUUGAACGAUCAGAUAAAUUAAGUUUCGAGGCAAAAUUGUUUUAUAAAACGGCUAAAAAAACGAAUCAAUGUUGCACUUUAUUCUAA